Chelmon rostratus (copperband butterflyfish) is the source of this 2945-nucleotide messenger RNA. RefSeq lists its product as uncharacterized. The coding region runs from base 199 to 1527 and encodes 442 amino acids. Lineage: Eukaryota; Metazoa; Chordata; Actinopteri; Chaetodontiformes; Chaetodontidae. The transcript is spliced from 3 exons. The record is from RefSeq and is a predicted model, not a curated record.
GCAGGUUAGGUAACAUCUCCAUGGCCGUGAGCAUUACCAAGAGGAGGAGCUCAGUGUCGACCGCCACAAACAACACUUGAGUUUAAGUGUUGAGAGAGCAACUGUUGUGCGUAGUGAUCAUCUGAGUCUCUAAUGAUCAUAUGAGCUGUUCGGCAUGACUGACCCGACAGGAGAAAAGAGGAGCCACAUUUUAAUUGAAUGUUUCCUGAACUGCAGGGGCGAGGAGACUGGAUGGAGGUUCCCAGGUUCAGCCGCAAGCGUCCUCUGCUGAAUGGGUACGAAGAGGAGCCUCCGCUACAUUUAAAGAAAUGUCUGGUGAGACUGAAAACUCUGCUGGACAGAUGUGAGACUGACGGGCUGCACAGAGCCAGACUGAAGACAGGCUGUGGACACUCCUGCACACCUGAGGCCUGUGUGAAUGGAGGCAUAAAACACCCGACUGACGCCGAGAGCUUAUUGGAGCAGAUAUCGUCCUGGGAUUCCACGCAAGACGCUGUGAGGAAAGUCUUGGAGCAUCUUAGGUUCGGACAAACCGAUGAUGACAUUUUCCUCAACGACUCUGUCAACGAGAGAUUCUUGCAGUUUCACUGUGACAUUACUGAGGAAUGUGGUGCAGAGGAUAAGCAGCACUCGUGGGCCGUCAUUGAGAAGCAGGAGGAGAUUGUCAUGUACGGACCUUAUUAUCCGAAUUACAACAACGGAGAACACAGCGAGGACAUCAUUAUCAAACAAACCCAGGAACUCCUGGACUCAGAGGCUGCCUCAUCAGACUGGAAGGUGUAUAUUUUCACCAUGAACAGCCCGUGUUUGGCUAGAAACACUGAUCCGUGCAUGCUGAAUCUGGUUCGGAGAGCUCAGGAGUGGUGGAGAGCGUAUGGAGUGAGGACUCAUAUAGGUUAUGUGAAAUGCUGGGGCUUCAAGGGAACGAAAGAAAAUCUGUUCAGGGAUGUUAACUACAGGCAAGUGGACUGUAUAGGUCAGACUGAGGACCACGCGGGCUACGUUAAAGCGGCUGAAAAGAGCACUGAUCUUAAUCCUUUAUGUGAAAACCUGUUUUCUCCUGUCAAACGCCUCCUGAGAUCCGUGAGUUUCCCUUUGAUUGUGCAGGGUCAAGACUGGAGGAGUCACUUCAAAAGAAUGCAUAGUAUUUUAGCACAAGACACGACAGAAACCUUCACGCAGGAAGUGAACGCCAUGAUUGAAGCUGCACAGGCCCUGCUUUCAGAAAAAAGUGCAAGUUUUGAGGAGUGUGUAGAAAAAGGACAAGGGUUUGCAUCCGGUCACGCUUUUAGCUCGCAAGUAUCUGACGCCGUCCAGGAUCAGACCAGACUCACGUUUCAGCAGUGCUGGAGGGAGAUGAUCCAGGACAAAUACGCCGAGUUCAUCAGGGAGAAGCUGACUGAAGACUUCAAUCAAUCCACUGUCCAGCUUUUCAUCAAAGAUGUUGCAAAGUUCACAAAACAAUACUUACAAAUUGGAAGGGUACAGUUUUCAGAAGAGGGUUCAAAAGCUCCUCAAGUUGUCUGAUAACUGAUGACUAAAUAUGUCGCAAAUGCAUGUUAGUUAAGUUAGUCAGUUAGAAUGAUUGACACCAAACCUUUACAUCAUACAUACCAUUUGCAUUAUGUCAAAAUGCUUUGUCUUUAUUAGUUUCCUCAGUAGAGCUACAGUUGCACACGGAGGAAAGGCCAUCAGGUAGUGUUAGUGCACACUGAGAAAUGUCCACCUCUCACUGUGUCUUUACUUACAAUAUAUCACAAAUGGUGUAUUACAAUUAUACUGGAGUGGAGUUUUUACAUAUAUGCUUGUAUAUUUGUUUUCUGUGUAAUUACAUGUGGCGAUAUCCCACAUUUACACACGUCGACCCCAUGCUCGUCACAAGCAAAUUAAAGCAUUAAGUACGGCUGACAAAUUUUACAGUGUUCAUACAAUACUCCAUAAAGUUUAUCAAACAACCUUCAGAUGAUAGAUGAUAACUGUGUGGUUUGAGGUUGUGCCAUUAAUAAUAAAUACUAGCUUUGGAAAGGUUCGUAAGUAUUAAGAUUUCUUGCAGGUGCACUUCUGCAGUUGUGUCAGCAGAGGAAGCUAUGUGCAGUGACUUCCAUCCGCAUUGAUGGUGUGCAACUUACUCGCUGCAUAGGUAGCUGUUUUCAUAGAGGUGCCAAUACUGACUUGUUAUUUCACACUUUAAAUCAAAAGGACAAAAGCACACCGUUCAGGUGACAGAUCAGGAAACAGCGAGCCAGCAGGCAGCUGCCUCUGUUGCACUCAGGAGGAGGUCCUGGUUACUGAAGGUCAUUUCCCUGGUGUGUUCAGGAGUGAUGGAUGUCUUGAGCAAGUUUACGAGAAAUGCUCCUGAUCAGCUUGUGGAAUUAGACGCACUUUGAAAUUACACCUGUGCAUCACACAGUGAAGUCUUCGAGACUUAGCCGCCCGGCCACAGCUGACUGCACGAUUGUGUGUGGUGCUCAAUCAUUUGACACCCUUUAAAUACCUCAGCAGCAAAGUACUUUAGCAGAUCUUCUGGACACUCCACAGACCUCACCACCUUGGAACAAUUCUAAUCAUCUGCCAAACAUACAAAACUGAACUGAGCACACUGAAGUCUGCGGAUUGUUACGUAACCUGCACACAUAUAUAUAUUUUUAGUAUAGACUUUUGACUUAUUGAAAUCUAAAUUUAAAUGCUUUUAGCACUGCAAACAAAGUUCCAUUCACCUUCACUGCACUGGAGGCAUUUCUACAACUGAAUACCUCACAUAGUUGUUUUUCUUAUUCAUGAAAGCUGACCCUUUAACUACAGCUGCUGCAACUCCUCCAUGGUGCUACGUUUGACAUUAGCAUGUGCUGUUGUGAUUCUGUACAUGUUUUGUCUGUCAUUUUACAGAAAAUUGUCCAUAAUAACAUGAAACUGAAGACAAAUAUAUUGAAAUAAAAACAUCUCAG